Molecule: messenger RNA, 736 nt
Organism: Caenorhabditis angaria
Lineage: Eukaryota; Metazoa; Nematoda; Chromadorea; Rhabditida; Rhabditidae
Source: the annotation of a GenBank genome assembly
AUGUCUGGAACACGGAAGAAGGCACUCUUGAAAGUUAUUAUUUUGGGUGAUUCUGGAGUUGGAAAAACUUCAUUGAUGAAUCAAUAUGUAAAUAGAAGAUUUAGCAAUCAAUACAAAGCAACUAUUGGUGCUGACUUUUUGACAAGAGAUGUACAAAUUGAUGAUAGAACUGUUACAUUGCAGGUAAUUUUUUGGAUUCUUAAUAAUAACUUGAUCAACUGAAAAAUUUUUUUCAGAUCUGGGACACAGCUGGUCAAGAACGAUUCCAAUCUUUGGGUGUUGCUUUUUAUCGUGGAGCUGAUUGUUGUGUUCUUGCUUUUGAUGUCACAAAUGCUGCUUCUUUCAAAUCUCUCGAUUCGUGGAGAGAUGAAUUUUUGAUUCAAGCCAGGUUAUUUUAUCCAAAAAUUGAAUUCAUUUCUCAAUAUUUUUUUGUUUCAGCCCUCGUGACCCCGAUCAUUUUCCAUUCGUUUUGCUCGGAAACAAAGUUGAUUUGGAAUCACAACGCGCUGUUUCAUCAAAACGUGCUCAAUCGUGGUGUCAAAGCAAAGGAAAUAUUCCAUAUUACGAGGUUUCGGCCAAAGAAGCAUUGAAUGUCGAAGCUGCAUUUUUGGCAAUUGCUCGCGAUGCACUUGCAAGAGAAUCUCAAGAAUCCAAUGAUUUCCCAGAAUUUCCUGAUCAAAUUCGUCUUAAUCCAAACCAACAAUCAAAUUCUUCUGGAUCUGGAUGCAACUGUUAA